Arabidopsis thaliana (thale cress) is the source of this 749-nucleotide messenger RNA. RefSeq names its product Copper transport protein family. Gene Ontology annotation, molecular function: metal ion binding. The record is from RefSeq and is marked reviewed. Bases 141 to 548 code for a protein of 135 amino acids. The transcript has 3 exons. NCBI's taxonomy places the organism in Eukaryota, Viridiplantae, Streptophyta, Magnoliopsida, Brassicales, Brassicaceae.
AAAGACUCAAAACUGUUUCUAUGCCGCAUAAUUUAAUCAUACUACAUUAUCUAUUUCAUUUUCUUGCUUCGGCGGCUUGACUUAAUGUUUUCUAUAUUCGCUAGCUAAAGAGUAUAUAUGUAGACCUGGAAACAAAGUCUAUGAGCAAGCAACGAGGUUCCAAAUUCAUUCCUUUAUAUCAUCUCUCUCCAAUCUCGAAACUUUUCCACAAGAUGCAGGAGACGGUUGUAUUCGAGUGGGGAAGUUUUGACGUAAGAACCAAAGAGAAAGCUAUGAAAGUUGUAUGUGAGUUUCCAGGAGUUACUGUGAUAGACGUGAAGGAAAGAGGUAAACUAAAAGUGACUGGACAAUUUGAUAAGUUUAUAAUGACGAAGAAACUGAAGAAGAUAUGUGAUUAUGUUGACAUAACCGCGGUUGGACCGGAGGGACAACCGGCUCAAAAUCGCAAUCCGGUUAAGAAACCUGAACCAAAAGUGAUUAGGGGGCGACCUUACCCUCCUCAGAAAAAAACUCCAGGCAAAAACUCGGAUGAGUGUAUCAUCCUGUGAUAUUUCAUAUCUCAUUUCUAUGAUUUAAAAACUUGUUUGUUGUGUGGUGUUUAUUUACCUAUAUCGCCAUUCUGCUUUUUUUUUUUUUUGUUUCGUGUGUGUGUGUCAAUCUUGAUAUUUUUCAUCCUAAAUUAUAUUGUUUUAGUACACAAUGAUAAAAAACCUUAAAAGAUAAUGAAGCUAAAAAAAUAAUUUCAAUUU